Messenger RNA from Trematomus bernacchii (emerald rockcod), 2039 nucleotides. Its product is annotated as Golgi reassembly-stacking protein 1-like. Gene Ontology annotation, biological process: Golgi organization. Gene Ontology annotation, molecular function: protein binding. NCBI's taxonomy places the organism in Eukaryota, Metazoa, Chordata, Actinopteri, Perciformes, Nototheniidae. The record is from RefSeq and is a predicted model, not a curated record. The transcript is spliced from 9 exons. Bases 140 to 1348 code for a protein of 402 amino acids. Gene Ontology annotation, cellular component: Golgi apparatus.
CUCUGAGGCUGCUGUCAACCUGCGUUUUGCGCUAAGCUAGCUUUAGCUUUAAACAUUUGUCUCCGUCAGUAAUGACUUCUAACACAUCUCUACCUCAGUGACUUGAAGACUGUGUUUGUAUUACUAACUGUUGAAGACGAUGGGGGUGUCGCAGAGCUCGUUUCUGUCGGAUGGAGGAACUUCUAGUGGAUAUCAUGUUCAUGGGCUUCAAGAGGACUCUCCAGCUCUGAGGGCCGGUCUGGAGCCUUUCUUUGACUUCAUUCUCUCCAUAGGGAAUACCCGACUCAACAAAGAGAGCGACCUGCUGAAAGACCUUCUAAAGGCCAAUAUGGAGAAAGCGGUCAAACUCGAAGUGUACAACUCUAAAACCCAGCGGGUGAGGGAACUGGAAGUCACUCCCAGUAACAUGUGGGGGGGGCAGGGUCUGCUGGGGGCCAGUGUUCGCUUCUGCAGCUUUGAAGGAGCCAAUGAGAACGUUUGGCACGUCUUGGAUGUGGAAACCAACUCUCCUGCAGCCUUGGCCGGCCUUAUUGCUUACGAUGACUUCAUCGUAGGAGCUGACCAGGUGUUGCAAGAUUCAGAGGAUUUCUUUUCUUUGAUUGAGGCCAACGAGGGGAAGCCUCUGAAGCUGCUGCUGUACAACACUCAGACCGACAACUGCAGGGAGGUGGUGGUGACUCCCAAUGGAGCGUGGGGAGGAGAGGGGAGCUUAGGCUGUGGCAUUGGCUACGGCUACCUGCACAGAAUCCCCAGUCGUCUUGCUCUUCCUCAACCGGAGAGCUCACACGUUGAGCCGUCCACGCUGAUGGACAGCAGUGAAGAGCCGGCAACAACAAGCCAACCCACAGAGGUGCCUUCAGAGGAUGCACAAAUCCCUUUAAGUGUCGGUGAAAUAGAUUUGAAUCAAGAGGAAGCAGCUGUGCAGGACUUGUUUGUUCCAUCGCCCUCUCAGCCAGCUGUGGACUUAGAUGUUUCCACCAUACCCGACUCGAUGACUCAAGACUUGUUAGACAUGGUUUCCAACGAUGACGUCAACCAGAGCUCCAUGAUUGUUAAUUAUGGAGAUGAAUCUGUUGAUCAGUGCAGCUUUGAUGCCUCAUCUGUUGACCAAAUACCCUCCUCUCCUGAGAGAGAAGCAGACAUCCAGGAGAGCGAGCAGGAGGGAGUUACUGACCCGAUCACUGCCAUUUCUCCCAGCGUUAACGUGGAUAACUCAACAGAAAUCCCCUCGGAGAUCCCGAGUGACGGCAGUAUCCCAGAGGUGAAGGAUAUUAGUCCUGAGCCCGUGAUCUCAGCAGAUUCUGUGGAGGACGAGGAGACUUCAGAAACCGCAGCGUCUGACAGUUAGGGAGAGUUUAAGCACAUAUCAUAUCAUGUCUGCUGCUAGUUAGAAGAGUUGUAGCGCACACUAGGACACAGAAAGCUUCCCUUAUGAUUGUAAGUUGCAUCACUGGAACGUUUUUGAUAUCCAGGUGCCAUUGCUGCAUGUUGAAUUGCACAUUUUAGAAAAGAUAGUACUUGAAAGAUGGUUCAAACAGUAUGAAUGUACUCUUUCAUUUAGACUCAAGCAGGAUGAAGCCUUAGAUGCUGUUAAAAGUCGUCCUAGUUUGCACAAAAAAACCCAAAGGUGAGUCAUGUUUAGUUUGGUUGCUCUCACCGUUAUCCUCUACUGUUAUGAAACACUGUUGUAAAAAAGAGAGUUUGAGGUGUAGUUCAAACAGAUCCAUCAUAUGGUUUUAUUUGUUUUAUAUAUUGGUAUUUGGUUGUGGAUGGUUUUAUUUUCCCGUGCACAUGAGAAACAUUUUAAUCUCAGGCAUUUUCCAGUUAAGCCUCUUUGCCUUACGUCUCAUGUUUAAAAACCCGCCUUUCUGAUAUGUUAGAUCUGACUUUGAAUCAGUGUAAAUGAAGGAGCCAUGUUCCACGCAGCUCUGUGAUUGUUUUCUGUUCGUCCUCUUUAUAAAGAUUUUAAUUAAACUAUGUUUCUGAUUUGUAUGGAUGGACACAAAUAUUCAAGUAUUUAUAAAAAGAAAAUGAUCCAA